Messenger RNA from Thamnophis sirtalis, 322 nucleotides. NCBI's taxonomy places the organism in Eukaryota, Metazoa, Chordata, Lepidosauria, Squamata, Natricidae. The record is from RefSeq and is a predicted model, not a curated record.
GAGAAUUAUCUGUCCGGAAUCCGGCAUUACGACCGAGAGGAAUACGAUGCGGCCAUUGGCCUCCUGGAACAGGCCCUGAAGGAUUACGAAGCUGCUGACUCUGAGUGCCGGAUCUUGUGCGAAGGUCCUCAGAAGUUUGAGGACUACGAAUACCUGGAUUACAAGGCCGUUCUCUACGAGGCCAUUGCAGAUCACUGCAUGCAGGUCCUGCGGUGUCAACACGAGUGCGUGCGGCAACUCGCCACGCGGCCCGGGAGACUCUCGCCCAUCGACAACUUCCUGCCCCUGCAUUACGACUUCUUGCAGUUUGCCUACUUCAGAG